AUGGAAAUCUUGUCCUUACAAGUGGGAUGGGGGAAAUUUGUUGGGACGUUUGGUCUAGAGAUGGGUGACACCAUAGUAUUCAGAUACAUUGGGAACUCUCGGUUUAAUGUCAUAAUCUUUGAUGAACUUGGCUGUGAGAAGACCAUACAAACGCAGCCAUUUAGCAUAGGGAAAGGGAUGCCAAUGGAGUCACCACGCCUCCAAAUGGAAAUGGACAAGUCAUGUCAAGACAACAACACUGUGAUAAGUGUUUCCUCCCGCGAGUCAUCAGGAGAUCCUGUCUACUAUGAGGAAGAAUGUGGGGUACGUGAAGUGCCUGGUUCCGAUUUCAACGUCAGGAAGAAGAAGGCCAGGCUAUCUUCAAAUCAGAAGCAGCAGUUGAAGGAUUGUUACUUUACCGGCCGGAAGACCAAACUAACUUCAACUCAGAAGGAAGCGGUGAAGCGGAUGGUCCAAUCCAUAUACUCAGAGAUCCCCAUCUUCGUUGCUGUGAUGCGCAAGUGCAAUGUUGUUGCAGAAUUCUAUCUGACUUUUCCCAUGCACUACGCUAAGAAAUAUCUCACAGAGGAGCCAGACAUGUGUCUUCAGCGGCAGGGCCGGAAGUGGGAGGCGCGGUAUUGUGAAUACAAUGGCGGGGAAAAGCUCACUAUUGGAUGGAAACAGUUUGUAGAAGACAACAAGCUGAAGAUGGGUGAUAUCUGCCUCUUUAAACUGUUGAGCAUUGAGAGAACCAUGAAGGUCUAUAUCAUCAGUGAAAACGUUGCCAAUUAUCGGGCAGGUCUCCAGAAUGACACUGACCGCAAAGCGGUGUUCAGGAGAGGGGCUCAUCAUGCGGAUGGAGCGUGUGAUCCUGACUCAAGGUUCCUUCGCAUCACUAAAACUGAAGCUAUGGAAGAUGAUGCUGUUUUUAAAACUGAAGACGGUGCCUGA
Triticum turgidum subsp. durum (durum wheat) is the source of this 930-nucleotide messenger RNA. The record is from the annotation of a GenBank genome assembly. Lineage: Eukaryota; Viridiplantae; Streptophyta; Magnoliopsida; Poales; Poaceae.